AUGCCAACUCUUGUAGCAGAGAAGCAAAGAAUACAGGGGCAGCUCCAAAUGGAAUUUGGUGACGAUCAGUUUGAGAGGAUCCUAUUUGACUUUGGGCUGGAAUUGGACGGUGUCAUGGAGGAGGAAGGGAAGACUAUGUACAAGAUAGAUAUUCCGGCAAACCGAUAUGAUCUUCUUUGUACGGAAGGGCUUUGCUAUGCACUGAAGGCGUUUCUCUCGAUAGAGAAGUAUGAGGACAUAAAGAUUGAGGAGGGGGAGAUUGUUGUCCAUAAGGCCGGUGGAGAGGAGAGGCCCCACAUAGCCUGUGCGGUUGUCAGGGGAGUGGAUCUUCUAUCUGAGGGUGCUUACAAAAGCUUCAUUGAUUAUCAAGACAAGCUUCAUCUGACUAUUGGGAGGAACAGAACGAUAGUAUCAAUGGGGACACAUGACCUCGAUAAAAUAGAGGCGCCUGUAUUCUACAAGAGUGAGGUUCCCGACAAGAUUGUAUUCAAGCCUUUGAAUGCAGACGAAGAAAUGAGUGCCCGGGAACUGACCUCGUACUUCCCUCCUGGAAGCAAAAUCGGGAAGUACAUGAAACUCAUUGAGAAGAAUGAAAGGUACCCUUACUUCUCGGACUCCAACGGGACUGUCAUGUCGUUGCCUCCUGUGAUAAACUCCGAUGCAACCAAGAUAAGCCCUGAAACCAAGAAUAUAUUUAUUGAUAUAACAGGGACCGACUUCCAUAAGGUUAAUACGGCACUAAAGCUAUUGCUAGGAUGCUUCCGAGGAAAGAGGAUAGAAAGCGUUGUGGUCAUGGACGGGGAUAAGAGGACUAGGACGCCUGUAAUGCAUAAUCAUUCGUACACAGUUAAGCUGGGGGAGAUUAACAAGAAUCUUGGACUGGACAUAUCGCUGGAGGUUGCAAAGACCUAUAUGGAGAGGAUGAUGCACCGUGCAAGUAUGGUUGACCAAGACACCCUUAAUGUUAAGGUUCACGACAUUAGGUCGGACGUUAUUCACAAAUGUGAUUUGAUAGAAGACUUGGCCAUUGCCCAUGGAUUCAACAACUUCAGAAGGGAACUGCCCUCUGUUGUUACGGUGGGGUCAGAGGUUCCCUUGAAUAAGUUUUCUGAUAAGCUUCGAGCAGAGCUCUCCAUUAUGGGCUUUGACGAGGCUCUGACUCUGACUCUUUUAUCGCAUGAGGAAAAUAUGAUUGACGGAGACAAGGCAGUUGUCCUUAUGAACCCAAAGUCUGUAGGCUAUGAAGUGUGCAGGACGUCUCUUAUUCCAGGGCUAAUGAAGACGAUUGCCUCGAACCUACACAUGAAGCUUCCCUUCAAGCUGUUUGAGGUUUCUGAUGUUGUCCUCCUGGACAAGGAGAACAAAUGUGGGGCCAGGAACUCAAGGAGACUUGCAGUCGUGUACUCUGGGCACACACCAUGCCUUGAGGAGAUUCAGGGAUCCCUUUCUCUCCUCCUGGAAAAGUGCGGGAUCCAACUCUCAUACAGCCCUUACGACGAUCCCAUCAGAUACAUCAAGAACCAAAGCGCACUGGUGAUCGCAGGGAACACAACCAUUGGGUCAAUAGGAGUAUGCAACCCAGAAAUAUGCAGGGCCUUCAAGGUUCCAUACGCAGCAUCAUUCCUUGAAGUGGAUGUUGAAAAGUUAUUUUCUGUUUAUACAGAAACGAAUUAA
Encephalitozoon hellem ATCC 50504 is the source of this 1674-nucleotide messenger RNA. RefSeq names its product phenylalanyl-tRNA synthetase subunit beta. The record is from RefSeq and is a predicted model, not a curated record. Gene Ontology annotation, biological process: phenylalanyl-tRNA aminoacylation. Gene Ontology annotation, molecular function: magnesium ion binding; RNA binding; ATP binding. The transcript has a single exon. Bases 1 to 1674 code for a protein of 557 amino acids. Gene Ontology annotation, cellular component: phenylalanine-tRNA ligase complex; cytoplasm. Lineage: Eukaryota; Fungi; Microsporidia; Unikaryonidae.